CUUAUCAGUUCAUCGUGGAAGGAAUUGGGAGUUAUAGAAUAAGCAUAAAGGAAGUUGGGCAUAUUUGCUGGGUGAAAAUGGGUUCUAAGAGGAUUUGGACUGAUAUGUUCAAAGUAGAUCAGGGGACUGCCAUGAGCACUUAUCCAAGCUUCAACCAAGGCGGAGCAGCACAGAUCGAGCAGAGGAACCCACAAACGAAAGCGAGAUGGAACCCUAAAAAAGAACAGAUCGAUAUUUUGGAGUCCAUAUUUGACUCUGGGAACAAUAAUCCAAGCAGAGCCGAAAUACAAAUGAUCAGAACCCGCCUACAGGAGUUUGGAGAAGUGGGAGACGCUAAUGUUUUCUAUUGGUUUCAAAACAGGAAGUCCAGAAACAGGAAAAGACAGCGCCGUCUUAAUGUUACUAAAGAAAAUGAAGAUGAAAUUUCACCAUCGAUUCAAACCAGUACAGCCAAUCCCACUCAAACCAAUCCACCCAAUCCCACUCAAGCCAAUACAGCCAAUCCCAUUCAAACCAGUACAACCAAUCCGAUUCAAGCCAUGGAAAAAUCAGGUUUUCCCACACUGUCAGCUUCUAAUUCUUCAUUUGCCAAUCAGCAAAUCCAGCAAACUCAACAAGUUUCUGCUGAUCCACACAUUAACAUGCAUCAAGGAGGGUUACUGAGUGGAGGUACAACAUACCCAUAUAAGUAUAAUUCCGCAAUAUCAUCUUUUCCACAAGAUUAUUCUUCGUUUCUGCUGCCUGAAAUGCAAUCCUACUCAUUCGAUCAUUAUCAGAGCCAUGAAGCUGCUAUCCCUUCUGCCCUAACUGAAGCUCGUCCUGAUACAAGAGUGGGUUAUGGGAAUGAAGAUUUGUUAACUGUAACGAUUAAUGGUAUGAAAUAUAAAGCACCAAAUGGGCCUAUCAAUGUGAGGGAGGCCUUUGGUCCGAAUGUGAUCAUGGUGGAUACUGCUUGCCAAAUCGUCCACACAAAUGAGCAGGGAUUCAGUUUGCAUGGUCUCGAAGAAGGGGGAGAUUAUUAUUUGCUAAAUAACCCAGGAGGAGCAGCUCCACUGGCUGGAUUUUCCCAACUCUAGGAUAAUUUGAAGCUUUCUGAUACAAUCUGGGCAUCAUUCUGAAGCUUUCUCAAUGUCCAGAUAAUCUUGGGAGUCUUGAAUAACAUGGAUAAUUUGAAGCUUUCGGAUACAGUCUGGGCAUCAUUUUGAAGCCUUUUCACUGUUCAGACAAUCUUGGGAGUCUUGAAUAUAGGCAUUCAGUAAUUUUUUAUUGUUUUUCUGCGUCUAACAAUUUCUUUUUGCUACUCAUGAUAAGAGACAAAUCCAGAUAUUAUUGUCCCCUUCAAUCUUUAUGUGGAGUCAAAGACAAGUGCGAUUCAACUUUGUAUGUCUGAAAUCUAUCGGAGAUAUUCAGAUGAUUACAUGAUGUUUAUGAAUUGGCUUGAGAAAUUGUUAACAAGGGUUUUGUUCAUCAUUUUAUAUAUAUAUAUAUAU
Molecule: messenger RNA, 1490 nt
Organism: Cryptomeria japonica (Japanese cedar)
Lineage: Eukaryota; Viridiplantae; Streptophyta; Pinopsida; Cupressales; Cupressaceae
Product: WUSCHEL-related homeobox 9
Exons: 4
Coding region: 78-1076 (332 amino acids)
Biological process (GO): regulation of developmental process
Molecular function (GO): DNA binding; DNA-binding transcription factor activity
Source: RefSeq, a predicted model, not a curated record